AUUAAAUAACUUCAAAUGCUAGCGAGUUACAUGCAAUAUUGAAUUAACGCUGAACUUUAUUUUUAGUUUCAUCUCUCAACAGUGUAUAAGUAUGAGAAGCUAAGUAAACAUUAAUUCCAAUUCAGUGUUAAUUAAAUUGAAAGUGUUUAGAGCCGACGUAUAAAAGAAACAUCUGAAAAAUAAUUUUUUAAAGACAACAAUCAUGUGGAACCUCAGUUUAUAUGCUGUUACAUGGAACGUUGGUGAAAAGUACCCGUACUUUAUAACGCUAAAUGAUUUACUAGAUGUUCAUUCAACAUCGAAACAUGAACAUCUCCCCGAUAUUUACAUCGUUGGCCUACAAGAAGUUAGCGCUCGCCCCCAAAAUAUUAUAACAAAUUUAUUUAAAUCUGACCCAUGGGUACAAAAACUCAAAGAACUUUUGCAUCCCCACGGUUAUCUCGUUGCCAAAACUGAACAAAUGCAGGGACUUUUACUUACAAUAUUCGUGAAGAAGAAGCAUUUGUACCACAUCCGGGAGAUUGAAAGUGAAUAUACGAGAACGGGUUUGGGUGGAAUGUGGGGUAAUAAAGGUGGUGUGGUGAUAAGAAUGACGCUUUACGGAUGUUCCGUAUGUAUUGUUAACUCACAUUUAGCUGCCCAUGAUGAAAUGGUUGAUGAAAGAAUAAGCGAUUACCUUCGGAUUAAAGAAGCAACGACGUUUAGUGUAAAACAAACUCCUAACAUUUACGAUCAUGAUUAUGUAUUUUGGAUGGGCGACUUAAACUUUCGACUUUACAAUGAAGAUUCAUCAAAUCUUUCGCCAGAAGAGAUUCGUAAUAUGGUCAAAAAGGAUCAAAUUAGUGAAUUGCUGAAGAAAGAUCAAUUGAUGUUGAUAAUGUGCGAAGGUCGUGCAUUUUCUGAACUUGUUGAACGAGUUCCAGGAUUCCCACCAACAUUUAAAUUUGAAGUUGGCACAAACGAUUAUGAUAUGAAACGAAGGCCAGCGUGGUGCGAUAGAAUUCUUUACAAGGCCAAACAUAAAGUGCUGAAAAAUUGCAGUUUACAACUUGAACAAAUUGGAUAUAAAAGUCAUCCAAGUUACAUGAUAAGUGAUCACAAGCCAGUAUCGAGUGCAUUCCAAAUUCAGGCACCAGAAGAUGAUGUCAGCAACAUGGUCGUCAAAUUUAAACCUUUCACUAUUUGGAACAAUAGUGAAGAUAACGAAGUUGAAUAUAUUCUUCCACCAAACUUUGUUGAUGGCAGUGCUGACUGGAUAGGAAUUUACCCUGAAGAUUAUUCUGGUUUUGACGAAUACCUUGGAUACGAAUACACUGAGACUCAUGGUGACAAGGCUUAUUCAACAGCGCGUACUGUGAAAAUUGAAUUCUCAGCUUCAAUUGACUUGCCAUUAAAGGGAAAGUUUGUUUUUUUGUAUUUCCAAUCAACGGGGUUGCGAGGAUAUUCAAGCAUGUUAGGCACCAGUGAUCCCUUCACCGUCGUCAAACGUUGUCCAACACCGCGACCUGAUGACAUCGAUUAGAUGAAUUAAUUAAAACUAAGAGUUUAUCUCGAGGCCUUUCGAACAACAAACAAACAGACAAACAUUUGCAUUUACUCAACGUCUCUUUACUCGUUUCAAAACAUUUGCCUUUGGUGUCGAACAAAUUAUGAGAGAUUGAAAUAAAUUUAACAAAGCAGAUGAUUGUGUGCAAUUCCAAGAUAUUUUCUUCCUUCAUUUGAUUUUUAAUGUUAGAUAACUAAAAUUAAUCUUUAACUUUGAUUUAUUCAAAUUGUCAUUCGACAUUUCUAACGCUUUAGAUGAAAAAUUCCAUUUGUAUGAACAAAUAAGCUUUUAGUUAUUAUUUAACUUAUAAAAUAUUUAUGAAAUACUUUUCAUUAAACAUGAACAAGAGGUUUAAGUUGUUGUGGCUUAUGUGGAUGAAAGGGAGAAAGAAAGAAAAUAAAUUACAAAAUUUUAGUGUCAACUC
Molecule: messenger RNA, 1970 nt
Organism: Clunio marinus
Lineage: Eukaryota; Metazoa; Arthropoda; Insecta; Diptera; Chironomidae
Source: the annotation of a GenBank genome assembly